Aspergillus saccharolyticus JOP 1030-1 is the source of this 2225-nucleotide messenger RNA. Its product is annotated as putative amino acid transporter. The transcript has a single exon. The coding region runs from base 141 to 1883 and encodes 580 amino acids. Gene Ontology annotation, molecular function: amino acid transmembrane transporter activity. NCBI's taxonomy places the organism in Eukaryota, Fungi, Ascomycota, Eurotiomycetes, Eurotiales, Aspergillaceae. The record is from RefSeq and is a predicted model, not a curated record. Gene Ontology annotation, biological process: amino acid transmembrane transport.
CUCUCCUCCACAUUCCGUCCAUAGCGUCAUCACCAUUACAUGAUGGGGAUUGGGCUGUUUUUCUUCGCCUUCAACUCUUCUGCACUAUCUUCCCACUCCACCAUGCUUGUUCUUUCCACUACCCUUGCAUUUCACUAACAAUGGCAGACUUUACGAGCUCUUCAUACCGGGAUUUCACUGAUCCUGAUCCCAGGGAGGCAAACAUCCUUUCCCAACAUCUCGACCCACAGUUCACCGCCUCAUUACAGGAUGAACUCACUCCCCCAGACGCCCCUGACGAGCACAACUCCGGCGAGUCUGGCCCCGAGCCCCAGUCUUCCUUGAGACUCCAAGGUGGAGAUAUCCACCGAGACCUGUACCGCAUCGACGCCCGCUCCAAACAGGCCCGCCUCGACAAACGCUCCCUGACCUUCUCCCACCUCCCCCGCCAGAACGACGACGCCGUCGAGGAGAGCGUCGCUGCGCUCGAACCGGGCAGCUUCCGACGCCACUUCCUGCAAAAUAAAUAUGGGCGACUGAAUGGACGCGGGGUCACGGCGUCGUUUCUCGAUUUCCUGGACAAUUAUGGCAAUUUCGCCGGCGAGGAUUUGGUUGAUACAGACGAGGAGGAGUCAGCGAUUGCGGAGGAGGAAGAAGAAGAAAGGGAGGCACAUGAGCGGAGCCCCCUGCUGCGACGUCGAAAGAGUGCGCGGGCCCGACCUGGGGAUGCCUCAAAUGUAAAGACCUUCUUCACGCUGCUCAAGGCGUUCGUGGGAACGGGCAUUAUCUUUUUGCCCAAGGCCUUUCGCAAUGGAGGGAUAUUGUUCUCGUCGAUCACCCUUGUUACGGUCUCGUUGAUCAGUACCCUAUGCUUUCAUCUGCUGCUGGAGUGUCGGAGACGGUAUGGCGGAGGUUAUGGUGAUAUUGGGGAGCAGAUUGCGGGUCCUCGCGCGCGGUCGCUGAUUCUCUCAUCGAUCGCCAUCUCGCAGUUUGGGUUCGUGUGCGCGUGUAUCAUCUUCACUGCGGAGAACGUGCAUUCCUUCAUGACCGCGGUGAGCUCCGCGCCACCUGAGGCGCUGACCACGGGGGCUCUGAUUGGAUUGCAGCUGGUGGUGUUGGUCCCAUUGGCCUUGAUCCGCAACAUCUCCAAACUGGGCCCCGUGGCGUUGCUUUCGGAUGUGUUCAUCUUGAUGGGACUGGGUUACAUCUACUGCUACGACAUUGCCAGUCUGGCCUCGCGUGGGCUGGCCUCGACGGUGGAACUGUUCAACCGCCAAUCGUUUACCCUCACCAUUGGCUCCUGCAUCUUCACCUUCGAGGGUAUCGGCCUUAUCCUCCCAAUCCAGUCGUCCAUGAAGCAUCCCGAGAACUUUGAUCGACUUCUUUACAUCGUCAUGGGCAUCAUUACCGUUCUCUUCACGGCCGUCGGUGCGCUCUCGUACGCCACCUUCGGCGCGGACACGCAAACGGAGAUCAUCAGCAACCUGCCGCAGGGUGACCGGUUCGUCAAUGCGCUGCAGCUGAUCUAUUCGAUGGCCAUCCUCAUCAGCACUCCCAUCCAGCUGUUCCCGGCCGUGCGGAUCCUGGAAGGCAAGCUCUUCGGCCAGGGAUCCGGCAAGCGGGACCCGAUGAUCAAGUGGAAGAAGAACGUUUUGCGGACUCUAGCUGUGCUGGGAUGUGGCGUGUUGUCGGCGGUGGGCGCGGGCGACCUGGACAAGUUCGUUUCCUUGAUUGGAUCGUUCGCCUGUGUGCCGCUGGUGUACAUCUACCCGGCCUAUCUGCACUACAAGGGAGUGGCGCAGUCGUCGUGGGCGAAGCGUGGCGACAUCGCAAUGGUGGUGCUCGGGUUCGGGUUCAUGGUGUACACCACGUCUGCGACGGUCUCGGUCUGGUUGGGGAGUUAGCUGUUGCUCAGCUUGCACUGUCGAUGGCUAGUACCUGUGGGCGAGAUAUGUCGUGUGUCUUAUGUCAUUGCUGGUGCUUUUGAUGAUUAACGUGUUCGGAUUGCAUGCUGCAUGUUCAUGAUUUACGCCGUUGUUAUUGUGUGCCUGGGAUCAGCAUGUUUGGAGUGUGGUGGUCGCAUGCUAAUGAUUUAGGUGUUUGAGGUCACUAAUCAAUACAGGAUAGAUAUGUCCGAGAAACCGACCGACUCAUGGUCGGGUCUGUCGACUCAUCGAAAAGACAAGAGGGUGUGGGUGGUCUUGCUUGCUGUUUUGGUAUCUAGCUCAAUGCAUGAUGCGUACUGG